Pistacia vera is the source of this 3478-nucleotide messenger RNA. Its product is annotated as putative receptor-like protein kinase At3g47110. Gene Ontology annotation, biological process: protein phosphorylation. The transcript is spliced from 4 exons. The coding region runs from base 1 to 3357 and encodes 1118 amino acids. Lineage: Eukaryota; Viridiplantae; Streptophyta; Magnoliopsida; Sapindales; Anacardiaceae. The record is from RefSeq and is a predicted model, not a curated record. Gene Ontology annotation, molecular function: ATP binding; protein binding; protein kinase activity.
AUGGAGAGAAACCUUUCCCUUUGCAUUGUCUUAGCUUUCUUAGUUCCUUUUUCAACACUUUCCUUUGUUAAUGCAGAAGUAACCGACAUUUCCACAGACAAACAAGCUCUUCUUGCUCUGAAAGCUCGUAUAAGCCAUGAUCCUAGCAAUUUAUUGGCCAAUAAUUGGUCCACAACUACCUCUGUUUGUAGUUGGACUGGCAUCACUUGUGCUGGCCGUCACCACAGAGUCACAGCUUUGAAUAUUUCUAACUUGGCUCUCACAGGCACCCUUCCUCCUCAACUAGGGAAUCUAUCUUUCCUUGCAACGCUGGUCAUCAAGAACAACAGCUUUUAUGGCUCUCUCCCUGAGGAGUUGGCUCAUUUACAUCGACUGAAAUACCUUUCUUUCGGUUUUAAUGGAUUAUCUGGCGGACUCCCUGAAAGCAUUUUUUAUAAUCUUCCCAAUUUGGAAUUCUUUUCCUUGCCUUUUAAUAUGCUCCAGGGCAAAUUACCAUCCGCUUUAUCAAAAUGCAAAAAAUUGCAAAUCUUGUCCCUAUCUUUCAAUUAUUUCACAGGAGUCAUUCCCAAAGAAAUCAGAAACUUGACUCAGCUUAAGCGGCUAUUGCUUAAUAACAAUAAACUCCAAGGAGAAAUUCCAAAAGAGCUGGGCAAACUUUCAGAAUUGGAGAUAUUAUCCUUGGCAAAUAAUUCCUUAAUGGGAACUAUUCCUUCGCUUAUCUUCAAUCUUUCUUCUUUAAUUUCCAUGGACUUUUCAAAUAAUAGCCUAAGUGGUAGCCUUCUGGAUAACAUGUGCCAACAUCUUCCUAAUCUUGAAGAGUUUUACAUGUCUUAUAAUCAACUCACUGGUCCAAUUCCACACAGUUUGGGGCAAUGUAGAAUGCUUGAUUCUGUUAUGUUGUCCAAUAACCAAUUCGGAGAACGUAUUCCAAGAGAAAUUGGAAACUUGACAUUAAUCAAGAACCUAUAUCUUAGUGAGAAUCACUUGAUAGGCGAAGUACCAUACGAAAUUGGCAAUCUUCAUAAUCUGGAGUGUUUGGUCCUUCAAUUUAACCACCUAAUUGGCCCUGUCCCAGCUGCUAUAUUCAACAUCUCAACAAUUAAAAUACUUUCACUGUGUGGCAAUCAACUCUCGGGAAUUCUUCCAUCAACUGCAGAGUUGCCAAAUCUUGAGCAACUUCCCUUGUUCGGUAAUAAUUUCAGUGGGUCGUUUCCUGCUUUCAUCACCAAUGCUUCCAAGCUCUCCUUGCUAGAUAUAUCAUAUAAUUCAUUCUCAGGCUUCAUUCCUAGUACAAUUGGUAAUUUAAAAAAUCUUGAGAUACUAGAUUUAAAAUCUAAUUACUUCACAUCUUCUACUCUAGAUAUGAACUUUCUUUCAUCUUUGGCGAAUUGCGAGAGUUUAAGAGUUCUAAGAUUAGGCCAAAAUCCACUAAAUAGCAUCAUUCCAAGUUCAAUAGGGAAUUUGCCUAUUUCUUUGGAAUAUCUUAACAUAAAUGAUUGCAAUAUUAGUGGCAACAUUCCCAAAGAAAUCGGAAAAUUAAACAACUUGAUAGAAUUACAAUUACAAGACAAUGAAUUGACUGGAUCAAUUCCAGUUACGAUCGAUGGAUUGCAGAAUCUCCAACGUUUGUAUCUUCAAAAUAAUAAACUUGAAGGAUUCAGCCCAAAUAAUCUCUGUCGAUUAAAUGAAUUGGCUGAGUUGCAUUUGGGGGGAAACAAGUUCCAUGGAACCAUACCUACAUGCUUAGGUAAUCUCACCACACUGAGAAAAUUGUAUUUAGGUUCAAAUAAGUUAACAUCUUUUAUACCAUCAACUUUGUGGAAUCUUGAGGAUAUCUUGUACUUUGAUUUGUCGUCAAAUUAUCUCAAUGGAUCUCUUCCAUCAAACAUUGGAAAUCUUAAGGUUGCGAUAAAUAUAGAUUUGUCAAGGAAUCUUUUUUCUGGAAAUAUUCCAGUUGUUAUCGGAAGCCUACAAAAUCUACAAAAUCUCUCUUUAGGAUAUAAUAGAUUAGCAGGCUCAAUUCCUGAAAUGUUUGAUCACUUGACAAGCUUAGAAUUCUUGGAUUUGUCUAGUAACAAACUCUCAGGAGUUAUUCCAAAGUCUUUGGAGAACCUCUUGUACCUCAAAUAUCUAAAUUUGUCUUUCAACCAAUUAAGAGGUGAAAUUCCUACAAGAGGAUGUUUUGCAAAUCUUUCGGGUGACUCAUUUAUGGGGAAUCUUGCAUUAUGUGGUUUUGAUCCCCAACUAAAAGUUCCACCAUGCAAAAGUAGCACUCAUCGCAAAUCAAAAGUUCUCUUAUUGAUUGUCUUGUCACUAAGCAUUGCGGUCACAUUAGUUGUGCUAGUUCUUUUAUUUGUGUUGCUGAAAUGCCGCAAAAAGGACAAAAAGCUACCUAGUAAUAUCGAUAUGUCUCCACAAGAAACAUGGAGAAGAAUUUCUUACCAUGAACUUGUGAGAGCAACAGAUGGAUUCAAUGAGCACAACCUACUCGGCAAGGGGAGUUUUGGUUCAGUUUACAAAGGAAGACUUGGUGACGGCAUGGAGCUUGCAGUAAAAGUAUUCCACCUGCAAUUUGAAGAAGCUUUUACUAGUUUUGAAGUUGAAUGUGAAGUAAUGAGUCGUAUUCGUCAUCGAAAUCUUGUCAAAAUCAUCACUUGUUGCUCUAGCGAUGAUUUUAAAGCACUGGUAUUGGAGUAUCUGCCAAAUGGGAGCCUAGAGAAAUGUUUGUAUUCUAACGACAAUGUUUUGGACAUUUCACAGAGGUUGAAUAUAAUGAUUGAUGUUGCAUCAGCUUUGGAAUAUCUCCAUUUUGGUUAUUCAUUCUCAAUUGUUCAUUGUGACUUAAAGCCAAGCAACGUCCUACUAGACGAAAACAUGGUUGCACAUUUAAGUGAUUUUGGCAUCACUAAGCUCUUAGGUGAAGAAGAGUCUAUGACACAAACACAGACCCUUGCCACCAUUGGUUAUAUGGCGCCAGAAUAUGGAAGAGAAGGAAAAGUAUCUAGAAAAGGAGAUGUGUACAGCUAUGGUAUCAUGCUAAUGGAAACAUUUACAAGGAAGAAGCCAACGGACGAAAUAUUUACUGAAGAUAUGAGUUUAAGGAGUUGGGUAGGUGAAUCAUUAUGCAGCACAUUGAUGCAAGUCUUGGACACAAAUUUGCUAAGAAGGGAUGAUGAACAUUUCUCUAGCAAGGAGGAAUGUUUGUCAUCUAUCUUGAGUUUGGCUAUGGAGUGUACAAGAGAAUCACCUGAGGAGAGGAUGAGCAUAAAAGAAGUGGGAACAAGACUCAUCAAAAUUAGAGUUGAAUUUGCAAAAAUCGGAACAAGAAGAGGCAAAAGGGUUUUAAAUUUACAUUAAUAUCCUUCUAUUGUCCUUGAUAAUAAAGUCUGUUCAGGUGAUCAGCCAUACCCUUGAACCUUUUUUUGGCUGAUGUUAUGUUAUUUAACCAUUGGCUCUUUUGAUUUGCAGAGAGAAAUGG